Messenger RNA from Ictalurus furcatus (blue catfish), 1702 nucleotides. It is a transcript of the gene arxb, whose product is annotated as aristaless related homeobox b. The record is from RefSeq and is a predicted model, not a curated record. NCBI's taxonomy places the organism in Eukaryota, Metazoa, Chordata, Actinopteri, Siluriformes, Ictaluridae. Gene Ontology annotation, molecular function: DNA-binding transcription factor activity, RNA polymerase II-specific; RNA polymerase II transcription regulatory region sequence-specific DNA binding. The coding region runs from base 483 to 1664 and encodes 393 amino acids. The transcript has 5 exons. Gene Ontology annotation, biological process: regulation of transcription by RNA polymerase II.
UAGGCCACUGAUGGAGUUUUAGAGCGUCAAUGCAAAUGGUUAGAAAUUGUUAUACUAUAGUGUUGUUGUUGGCAGACUAUUAUUUUCCUUUUUUUCCAGACAGAUCUGUCUGUCUGUCUCUCUCUCUCUCUCUCUCUCUCUCUCUCUCUCUCUCUCUCUCUCACACACACACACACACACACACACACACACACACACACACACACACACACACACACACACACACGCAGACACAGACACUGCUGUCCAUUAUCAUCAUGAAUGUGAUGAUUGAAAUCGAGCUCACGGCAUCGAGCCUUUCUCUCGGUGGCCAAUCAGAGGAAGAGCAGCGGGAAGCUGAAACAUCAGUAGCCUACAAAUGUGACUGAGUGCACCAGUGUGGAGUGACCAGAGAGAGAGAGAGAGAGAGACAGAGACACAGACAGACAGACCGACCCAGAGACCCAGAGACCCGGAACAUCCCGUCUAAGAGAGGCACAGACAUGAGCGCUCAGGCUGAAGAGGGAAUCCGAGCCAAGUGCAAGUCUCCCACUUUAUUCUCUUCCUACUGUAUUGAAAGCAUACUGGGCAGAAGUCCUCUAAAAGUCAGGCUCCUCGGGAUGCAAAGGCUGACAGCGACACUUCGGACAGAGGAACUCCAAGCUGGGAAAAAUUUGCUUCCUCACAUGGACCUGCAACUGCCACCCAAACUGCGGCGCUCGUUCAGUCCGCGGCGAGAAGACGAACCCGACAGCGCACAAGGAGACGAGCUGGAGCUCAGAGCUGGUCUAAACUCCUCCUACCCGGAACAUGCACUCAUCAGUUCCUUAAAGGGCAGCUCUGCUCAGGAUAAAGUCGAGGAGGAUAAGAGCAGAGCACUUCCCGACACGCGUCUCUCCCCGGGACCCGAGGACGGACUGAGAGAGACAAAUACAAUCACGAAAGACAGCGAGGACGGUGUGUAUGUGUCACCGAGCAGUGAUGCUGAAGACGUGACACUGAGACGCAAACAAAGGAGAUACAGGACUACAUUCACUAGUUACCAGCUUGAUGAACUAGAAAGGGCUUUCCAAAAGACGCACUACCCUGACGUGUUCACAAGGGAGGAAUUAGCCAUGAGGCUCGAUCUGACGGAAGCGCGCGUGCAAGUCUGGUUCCAGAACCGACGUGCAAAAUGGAGAAAAAGAGAGAAGGCUGGGGUUCAACCUCACCGCCUAGGCCUUCCAUUUCCUGGACCCAUCAGUGCAGCACAGCCUUUAUGCCAUUAUCUGGGUGGGGGUGCAUUUAGCCCCAACCUGUACCCAGGCAUCGAGUCAGGGUGGCCUGUCUCCCUCCAUGGAUUCACUCAGCCCAUCCCAAACCCUGCACCCCCAAACCGAAUCUGCUCUCUGCUUGGAGCAGCAAUGCUCAGACACCCUGCCCUUAUCAGCCCCUCCUUUGGAAGAUUCUUCACUCCACUGGCACUUCAAAGACUGCCUGUUCCCACCACAGAGAAUCAAAUUCUGCCUCCCCUUCACAUUCCUCAUCCUCCUUCCACAUCCUCAUCCAAUCUAUGUUCCUCUUCCUUGCCCGUGGAUCGCCGUGCGUCCAGCAUUGCGGCUCUGCGGCUCAAAGCCAAGGAGCACUCAGCUCACAUCGGUCAACUCAGUGUCCUCACAGCUGGUACGUCUGAAAAAGAGGCCUGAUGCCUUGCUCCCUACACCCAAGACAUGAGACCAAAGCU